UUAGACGUUUCGUAAAAACCAGCACCAUGGACAGUUCUCAACAACGCUGUGUCACUGUGAUUGAUCAAAACAACGCUCCGUCCCUGCCUCGUGUGGUACAUUCUGGAACUCCCUAGCUAGCACACCCGCGAGGAGGGGCGUAAACAACAGUGUCAGUGACGCUUCGAUGUAACUGGCUGUCAAGAGAGCUUGCUAGCCACUCGCUUCCUCACAGUUUAACGUUAAUUUCAAAGCAAGAGGAGGAAGAAUAAUAAAAUAGAGCUGUCUGGUUGAACCAAGUCUCUGGGGUGUAUCACCAUAGUGCCAUGGAGUUUCCAGUUCUAGGAGAGCAUUGCUCUGAAAACUCCUGCAAGCAGCUGGAUUUCCUACCAUUGAGAUGUGAUGCCUGUGAAGAGAUUUUUUGUAAAGACCACAUAACCUAUGCAAAUCACAAAUGCAUGUCAUCUUACAAGAAGGAUAUCCAGGUCCCUGUGUGUCCUCUGUGCAACACCCCGAUCCCCAUCAAGAGAGGGGAAAUGCCAGACAUCAAGGUUGGGGAGCACAUCGAUCGCGAUUGCCAGUCGGACCCUGCUCAGAACAAGAGAAAGAUAUUUACAAACAAAUGCUCGAAAGGAGGCUGCAAGCAGAAAGAAAUGAUCCGAGUGACAUGUGACCAGUGCCACAUGAAUUAUUGUCUUAAACACCGACAUCCACUAGACCAUGACUGUAAGCCUGAAGACAAACCAGUCUCCAAAUCUGGAUUCGCUGCUUUCAUGCGGUCCCAAGGAGCAUCCUCUGGCAGUGCCUCCACUUCAGGCAGUAGAGGAAGUUCUAGGCCCGUUUAUAAUGGGAAUGCUAGGACCCAGAGUAGUCGCAGUGCUCAGGCCAUUUAUAGUCCAGCUCCGGCCAUGCGGCCCCCUCCAGCACAGAAUGUAGUACCUACUUCGGCAUCCUUUCAGGCUGGCCUGACUGAGGAGCAGGCCUUACAAAGAGCGCUGGAGAUGUCCUUGGCUGAGUCGGCACGCAGCACAGUCCAACAGCCAACGCUCAGCCCUCAGGAGCAGGAGGAUCUGGCUCUGGCUCAGGCCCUUGCUGCUAGUGAAGAAGAGUACAGACGCCAGCAGCGGAGACAACAGGUAUCCAGAAAACUUAGGCGUCAGUAGCAUGCUAACAGGACAGGACCUGACCUAGGAAAGAGAGUCCUCCAAACAGUCUUCCUGCAGCCUAUCAUAAACCCAGACCAGUGUCUGAGCCCAAGCUGCUACCACCAGUAAUCAACUAGCAACUGUGCUACAUCGAUGGAACCCUCCAGCAGAACUCUAACGUCCAGAAUCACUGAUCCCAACUAAUGAACAGUCUGGGACUUUCAUCGAGAUAUAUAUUGAAUAGUAUCACUGCUUUCUCUCUACUCAGCACAUCAUUCUAGACAGGCUUUCUGUCCUUUUUACCGAUGGCUCUCUAUGUACAUAUUUUCUAUGUUGAUCAUGGACAUUUAACCUCAGCAUCAAUGUUUCUUGAAUAAAUUAUUUUAAAGAUG
Messenger RNA from Salvelinus fontinalis (brook trout), 1516 nucleotides. Its product is annotated as AN1-type zinc finger protein 2B-like. Gene Ontology annotation, molecular function: zinc ion binding. The record is from RefSeq and is a predicted model, not a curated record. Bases 306 to 1142 code for a protein of 278 amino acids. Gene Ontology annotation, cellular component: cytoplasm; endoplasmic reticulum. The transcript is spliced from 10 exons. NCBI's taxonomy places the organism in Eukaryota, Metazoa, Chordata, Actinopteri, Salmoniformes, Salmonidae. Gene Ontology annotation, biological process: proteasome-mediated ubiquitin-dependent protein catabolic process; protein targeting to ER.